CGUCGACAUCCAUGUUCAUGGAAUCCCUCAAUCUUAAUACUCUCGCCACGUCUCUACCUACACCAUACCAGAAUGCGGAGACAGAGCUCGUCAACAAUUUCAAAGCUGCUGCAUUGAGCAUCACGACUCUUUACCGCUCAUCAAGAGACGCAUCAAAGCGAGCUUACAAUGGAGGAUACGCCGCCGCAUGCAAUGAUCUGCUUAUGAUGAUACAGCAAGGUGUAUCUGUUGGCGGCGACUCCUCUGGUCCGACCGGGUCGGCAGCGCAUGAAUCGGAUGGAAUGACGAUUGGGAAGGUUAUGGAUUGGAUAGAAGCUAGGAUGGAGGCUAUCAAGUCAAGAGAAGAAGAGGAGGAGGAGGAGGAAGAGAAGGAGAAGGAUAGGGAACGUGGUCGAUCGGCUGGCACGACGUCGGCGUCGACGACAACAGCAGUGGCCAAGCAGGCUGACACGAAGGUUACGAAGCCUAGUAAGACCAGGGAACAGGCAGCGAAUGUUACCGUACCACGACAGCGUGGAAACAACAACAACGCCUCGCAGGUGGGGUCGUCUCCGUCACCUCCACCACCUGCGACGUCGAAGCAAGCUCAGCGUACCUCAAAGUCUCGCAGUGCCAAGGGAGAUACGCAAAUUUCGACUGCUGCGUCGGAUCACUUAUCGCCGCCGCCGCAACAACAGCAACAACCACAACCUUUCACGUUAGAAACCAUGAAUUCGCCACCGAUGACAAUGUCCAUUGCGCCUCUUUCCGAUGUCACAGCAGGCACGAAACGUAGACAUGCUGUCAUGAUGAUGCUCGAUUCGCCGUCUUCGGUUAGCAGUAGUGGCUCAUCAGCGCCUUCGCCUAUCGCGACGCCGGGUGCGGUCAUGACUAGACGGAGGACAAGAAGUUCGAGGGGUGGUGGUGGUGGAUCCUAUGUUCAGAAUCAGAAUGUCAAUCUAGGGUUUCCAUCUGAGGCGAUGGAUGUUGAGGAGGAUGGGCGUGAGAGGAAGCGGGUUGCGAGGCGGUGACACUAGAUGGGCUCAAUGCUAUCUAGCUCGACCGGUACAUACAUGUUAUUUUAUUUUAUGCUCAUGACAGUACCAUUCAACAAGCAUACUUUCAUUCCAUUUCUGUUUCUGCUUUUCCCAACGGUUAUCGUUCUUUCACACAUGAACAUAUAUUCAAUCAACGACGUACAACUGUAUCACAUCCAUCCCGUUUUUAGGUAGUAUUAGAGUAGUAGCACUAGUUACAGAUACCUAGGGCUUCCAUGAUAUCUCUCACAGUGUUUUAUUUAGUAGUUACGUAGUAAGUAGUAGUAGUCAUAGCAUCUUCUUUGUUCUCGCAAUCUGGACCGUGGUUACUCUGUUAUGUCUGUUUUGUUAGCAUGCAUUUUUAGGAUUUGAUCGUUGUUUGUUGUCUUGUCGAAGCUUGGGCCUGUAAAUUAGAUGACAGCAAGUAAUGUAUCUUAGUGUAUCCAAG
Molecule: messenger RNA, 1464 nt
Organism: Marasmius oreades (fairy-ring Marasmius)
Lineage: Eukaryota; Fungi; Basidiomycota; Agaricomycetes; Agaricales; Marasmiaceae
Exons: 4
Coding region: 12-1010 (332 amino acids)
Source: RefSeq, a predicted model, not a curated record